GGUUAGGACUUGGGACGGCAUGGCAACCUCAAAAGUCUAACAUGUGGUAAGAUGAGGGACCGAAUGAGCUUCCUUAACUUCUGGCUUUAAAGAAAACUACUACAAGAUUAAGCUAAACAUUUCUCAUAAUUCUCAUAGUCUUGCCUGGUUUAUAAUUCUCUCUCUCUCUCUCUCUUCUUUUUUUCCUUUUUCUUUUGAGUCACUCACAUCAGUACAUUUUCCAAUUGUUUCUACCUUUUUGGGAUCAUUCUCUUUAGUAUAUAUACUACUUUCCUCAGUGCUGUUUUUCUUUGCCUCUCCGCAAGACAGUAACUCUUGAAACUUUGUCACGUCUCUCUCUCUCUCUCUCUCUCUCUCUCUCUGUGUCAACGUUGAGUUUCAAAUUCUCAUCUUUAAUUGCAAGUUGCAAAGUUGUUAUCCAAAGCUGUCACAAACAAAGAUUUCUUCUUCUUAAACAACAAUUUCUUUUCCCUAUCAUAUUCUCCCUCUUUUGUUUCUACUCUCUGUUUUUUUUUAUUACACAAACAAAAAUAUUAGAAACUUUCCUCCUCUGCUUCAUUUCCGGAGGAGGAGGAAAUCCAAUUGAUCCUCUGAUCUUAGAAAUUUCCAUAAAUUACUCACAGUUCUUGAAACUUGUGCAGAAAAGCUGCCAUUCUCUGUUUUUGUCCCCUUUGUUCCUGUAAAUUUUCAAAUUUGCCUUUGUUCCUCUUUUUUGACUUCCAAGUCCACCCCAUCAUGUCAAUUUUCAAGCCCUCAUAGUUGAAACCUCAGCAUUUUCAUAUGCCAUCACAUUCUUGAAUUCAUUCAAACUUCUUCAACUCUUGUUGAUUCUUCUCAAGCUCAUUAUAUCCUUGAAGGAAUCUUUGUUAGUUAGCUCCUUUUCGUCUGCUUAACUACUUUGAUCCAGUCAUUAUUUCCUCUAGACACCAUUUUUCCUUCUGCUUCCUAAUCAAACAUCAAUAUGUGCUCAGAAGCCAGUCCUCCCAGAUUAUCAUUUUCGCUUGAUCUUGGUCAAGCAGAUGUUUUACCAGUUGGUCACAACCAGCCUCGCAGGGACACAUCACUCUUGGACUUGAAUUGUGACUUUGAGUUUAGCAUCAGCGGCAGCUUCAGGCAUGAAUCUUCUUCGGCAGACGAGCUUUUUUCUCAUGGGGUGAUCCUUCCUAUGCAGCCUAGAGAAAGGAUUGACGAGGCACCGAAACGAAUAGCUAACAGUGAAGCCAGACAUAGUGCUUCCCUCCCUCCUCUUCCAAGUCCCCCAUCAAAUGAGAACCAAAAGAAAGAGAGCGUGAAGGAAGUUGUUACGGAUAUGAAUCCUGAUCAUCUGGAGCUGCACAAGCCUCAGUCCAAGUCUUUCUGGGGGUUCAAUAGAAGCAGCAGCCUCAACCAAGACAACAAGAAGAGUUUGCUUUGCUCCCUGCCACUCUUGUCAAGAAGCAAUUCAACUGGAUCGGCUCCAAAUCCAAAUCCAAAGAAAACCACAUUUAAGCAAAGCUCGUCACAAAAGCAAUCAUCAAAUAUUUCUAUGUCAAAGUCGUCUUCAUAUUCAUCAUCGUCUUCCUCCUCAUCGAACCCGUAUGCAACGCUGCCAAGGCCCCCAUCAAAGAAGGGUUACAAUGGAUCAUCUUACUACGGCAAUGGUGUUCGGAUUAGCCCCGUCUUAAAUGUACCAUCUCCUUACAUUUCCAAAGGAACUGCAAAACUCUUUUGUUUGGGUUCUUUUUUACACCCCGGCGGGAAAGAUAAGAAGGCCAAGAAAUGAUUUAUUCGCAGAAAUCUUGUGAGUUUACUCGGAAAGAAGAAACAGAUUGUUCAGUUUGUACAGUAAAAAAAAAAACACACAGGAUGGGUAGGAGGAGGGUCUUGGCAGGCUGACUGAAGCAUGUUAAAAUGUCAUUAACUCAGGUGACACAGCAGGUGCCCUUAUUUUCAGGAUUUGUCUUCAUUAUGAGGGAGGGUUGCUUUUGAUUAUUCUAAAAGUACUUUUGGUCUGUCUUCUUCUAUGCUAAUGAACAUUGAACAUACACACACUGUUUGUUCAGCUAACCUUUUUGUUUGUAAACUUUGUAGUUAUAUAUGAAUCAAAGAUUAUUCACCUUUUUCCAAUAAGGAUUUGUUGUGGUUGAAGAGAAGAAGGGUGAAGGAGCUGGUUUCAGGGGUUGGGUUUGGAAAACAAGUCCACGUUGAAAUGGCCUUCGCUUUCUAGAUUUCUUGUCUGGAUUAACUUUUAGCUGUUGAGCUAAUUUAAUCACGGACCAUGUGUCUUCGGUUCGUCAUCAAACUUUUUUUUAUGUUGGGGUCUAGUCUAGCAUAGCAUGGCUAGAUGCCUUGUUCUCCUACAGUAUACGGUACCAAAGGCUAUACAUAAUGCUGUAUCUACUUUUGGUGACGUUGGCUUGACAUGACCAUAAUGAAUGAGACCUAUUAUGAAUU
Molecule: messenger RNA, 2433 nt
Organism: Prunus persica (peach)
Lineage: Eukaryota; Viridiplantae; Streptophyta; Magnoliopsida; Rosales; Rosaceae
Product: vitellogenin
Exons: 1
Coding region: 962-1762 (266 amino acids)
Source: RefSeq, a predicted model, not a curated record